Suricata suricatta (meerkat) is the source of this 1994-nucleotide messenger RNA. Its product is annotated as arpin-like. Gene Ontology annotation, biological process: negative regulation of actin nucleation. The transcript is spliced from 7 exons. The record is from RefSeq and is a predicted model, not a curated record. NCBI's taxonomy places the organism in Eukaryota, Metazoa, Chordata, Mammalia, Carnivora, Herpestidae. The coding region runs from base 1 to 741 and encodes 246 amino acids.
AUGCACAUCUUUAGCGAGAACAUUCCUGAGAAAACCUCCAUUUUGAUGAGGGUUAUUAAGAACCAAUCCUCUCCUUAUGAUUUACCUGGUCUGGUGAGCCAGCCCGGAGGGGCACACCCGCACCAGCACAGCUCCCAGAAGCUGCAUGAUAGGGGAAACGGCGUCCUGCUGGAGGGAGAACUGGUGGAUGUGUCUCGGCACAGCAUCGUGGAUGCCCACGGCAGGAAGGAGCGCUACUACGUGCUGUACAUCCACCCCAGUCGCAUCCAUCGCCGGAAGUUCGACCCCAAGGGAAAUGAAAUCGAGCCCAAUUUCAGUGCCACCAGGAAGGUGAACACGGGCUUCCUCAUGUCAUCCUACAGGGCAGAAGCCGCGGGGGACACGGACAGACUCACGCCUGAGGCGCUGAAGAGCCUGGUUCAGAAGCCCGAGCUGCUCGCGCUGACAGAGAGCCUCACCCCGGACCAGACAGUGGCCUUCUGGAUGCCUGAGUCCGACAUGGAGGCGAUGGAGCUCGAGCUGGGGCUCGGGGUGCGGCUGAAAACUCGAGGCGAUGGCCCCUUCCUGGAGUCAUUAGCCAAACUCGAGGCUGGAACAGUGACCAAGUGUAAUUUCGCUGGUGACGGAAAGACAGGGGCGUCCUGGACGGACAACAUCAUGGCCCAGAAGUCUUCGGAGGGAGCCACAGCGCAGAUCCGAGAGCAGGGGGACGGGGCAGAGGCCGAGGAGUGGGAUGACUGAGGUCGCCUCCGGGUCUCACCAGCACUGCUGAGAAUUUCAUCCAUCAACGUCUACUCUGGAGCCCGCCUUACCUGGUUCUUCCCUACGGCUCCCAUGGAAUACCCUUUGAAUGAGUGCUGCUAAAAUCAAAUCCAAGACCAUUGCCAUGAGCAGUGAGGGCCCCAUGCUGUGGCUCACGGAGGGCCCGUCUCUAGAUAUUUUCACGGUGGCCCUUGCCCUGAGUGGCGGCCUUGUUUCCAGAGGCAGGCAGUGUGUGGGUCCCCCCAGGGCAGUUGGCGGAACUGAACUUGGUCUUGGCGUACCCUUGGGGACUCUCCAUCUGUAUGCAGAGUGGCUCAGGUGUUCUCUUCUCUGUUCUUGUAUUUCUUGCCUUCCUUGCACACCUGCCCCCUUUCCCCAGCACCCAGUGGUGUCGCCUCUGCUCUCCUGUUCAAACCUCAUUUCCCCCUGUGUGCCCUUUUCUUCCCUUCCAGCCGCCCGUUCUUUAUCCCCCCUCUGGUUCUCUGCCACCCUGGGGCUCCUGGCUCCUGACCUCCUUGGCUGCUUUCCCGGGGAUGCUGUUCUCGGGGAGGCCUCGCGUAGGCACAGGUGUGGCUAGCUGAGCACCACCUUUCAGACUCAUUAUUUUUUCUACUUUGAGAACUUUUUAUGAAUGAGCAAAUUUUCAGAAAAGGAUUCCUUUACCUUGACUGGGUUACGUCCGGUGUAAACAGUCUCCCAGCUGAGCAGUGAUCCUAUUAAGAAGGAAGCCGUGUCUUUCUGAUCGUGAACAUAGCAGCCCACACCCAGAUCUGUGACGGGCUGUGGAAUUGACAUCUUCGUGCCCCAAGAAUGGGCAGAGACGUGGUGGCACGUGGGUCCUGCUUGCCUCAGGGACAAGAGGGGGUGGUGAUGAGUCCCCUGAUGUAUCAAACCCAGUCCUAGAUGCUUUCCAUGAUAAUAAUUAGAGCCUGCUUCCUGGCGUUAGUACAGAUGUCCCCUGCUUUUUGAAAUGUUAGUGAUCCUUGGCUUUAACGAAAGACCUACCUUAGUACCUGUUUUUGCUAACCAAAAGAAAUCUGCAGAGGGUUUUCCUUUUUACGGAAAAGGGUCAAAGAUGAAAAUCACCCUCAGCAUCUGUUUUGCAGUGAGCCUUUACAGAGGCUGUGCACCCCCCAAGUAGCGAGCGUGGCCCCGCCAGCGCCCUUCUGGGGAACGGUACUCAGCAUCAAGCCCCCACAGCUUUGAACCGUGUCUGUGAGCAUCUCCUUCAU